GCUGGCAGCCAGGAAAUGCCCAGGAGUGUGUGUCACCUGCGCCCGCAACUUGUUGAUUCCCUGGAGCGUCGCCUGCUGGGUCUAGACUUUCUCGCCCCCUUGUCCCCUGGGCGCAGCCCUGGGGAGAUACGGAGACGCCCCGGCACAGCACUACCCUCCAACUCCACAGCCAUGAGCAAGUUGGGCAAGUUCUUUAAAGGGGGAGGCUCCUCUAGGACCCGGGCUGCUCCCAGCCCCCAGGAAGCCCUGGCCCGACUUCGGGAGACUGAGGAGAUGCUGGGCAAGAAACAAGAGUACCUGGAGAACCGAAUCCAGAGAGAACUGUCCCUGGCCAAGAAGCACGGCACGCAGAAUAAGCGAGCUGCAUUGCAGGCGCUAAAGAGAAAGAAGAGGUUGGAAAAGCAGCUCACUCAGAUCGACGGCACCCUUUCCACCAUUGAGUUCCAGAGAGAAGCUUUGGAAAACUCCCACACCAACACAGAGGUGUUGAGGAACAUGGGCUUUGCAGCAAAGGCAAUGAAAGCUGUUCAUGAAAACAUGGAUCUGAACAAAAUAGAUGACUUGAUGCAAGACAUCACAGAGCAACAGGACAUUGCCCAAGAAAUCUCAGAAGCAUUUUCUCAACGGGUUGGAUUUAACGAUGGCUUUGAUGAGGAUGAGUUGAUGGCAGAACUUGAAGAACUGGAGCAGGAGGAAUUAAACAAGAAGAUGACAAAUAUUCGGCUUCCAAAUGUGCCUUCCUCUUCUCUCCCAGCACAGCCAGAGAGAAGGCCAGCGGCAUCCUCCUUUGCACACCGAUCUCGAGCAGCCUCUUCCAGGAGGGUAGAAGACGAAGACGAUGGAAUCAAGCAAUUGGCAGCUUGGGCUACUUAAUAUAAAGUGGAAUUUCCUGAAAUCGAAAUCGAUGAACUAUGUAUGAGACAUAAAAAAUAUUUUUGCCAAGUUCAGAAGUUAACAAAGACCCUGCUUUAUAUUUACACUGGAUGAAUGAAUAAUUGUCUUUUAAGCCUCAUAAGUAAAAGUUAGGAAAGGAGUUGUGUGUAGACACCGAAUGAAGGAGGAAGAAGGACCUCCUGGUAGCUUCUGAAAGGAUCCCUCCAUGUUGAUGGUGGGGGACACACAUCUCUCUCCUCUGUUGACUCCUGUAUUUACCGUCCUUGAGUUGAUGUUCUCUCUCUAUUUGUUGAAAGCUGAAUUCUACUGACAUGUAUGAUAUGUAAUAGUUUGCAAGCCAUUUAUGAAGGACACGUUUAGGAUAGCUGGGGAAACGUCUUUUCCUAUGUGAAUGCAAGGUUGUGUGUUGUCUAUCCAUGUCGCCCAUGGUAAACCUAAAUAUGUGGAGUCUCUUUUAGGAAAGACUUCUGGUGGGGAAGUCUCCGUAAGAGUCUAUACAUACAUAGUUUCACUUGAGUCUUGCAGUUUAAAAUCUUAAAGGAGCUUUAAUUGACAUUUAUUAUGCCAAUUAAGCUUGGAAUGGGGCAAUGGAUGCAUUUCCCAAAAUGUCUGAAAGCACUAAAGGCUUACACUGCUGAGUGAGAAUCUCUGGGGUGUAAUUUAGCCACUUAGGGAGCUGCGUUAACACUCCCAGGCCAUUAUGAUGCUGUUGUGGCUUCUCUGUGUUAAAUGUGAGUGUUCAUUCUUUUCUGUUUUGUGCUCUCUUGCACUUUUUUUUUUUUUUACAAGUUCCGGGAUACACUUUGUAACUAUAUAAAAAUAUUGACAAUUCAAAGUAUGUCCUGAAUAAAAUUUUGGCCAUAAUUGUUUUUAAAUGAAGAUAAAUUAUAAGAUUAUGUAUUACUCAUAAAAUGCCAUAAACCAUAAAAUGAAAAAAUCAUUACAUAAUGUGUUCUGGUAUUCUCUACAUUUAUUUAGCAAUAUUGUGGAAUGGGAAGAACAUUAGAUGUGAAGGUAGGACUCCUAGAUUUUAGACCCUCUUCUGCAACUGGCAAAUGUCAUAAAUUCUCUGAGCCCUUGUUUCUUCAUUGGGAAAUCUAAGGGCUGGGCUGGAUGAUCCCUAAUGGUUUUCAUUCUGCAACAGGCCUUUUGCAUAUGCUGCUCUCUUCGGUAAUAUUCCUACUCUGUAGAAUAUUGACAUUAAAUCUCCCUUAUUCCUUAACUCUUAGUUAAAAUGUCCUUUGUUUCUUGAUUUCCCAAACUAAAUCAGGUGUUCCCAUUAUAUACUUUUAUAGCACUCUGCUCCCUCUCAUACAUAUUUACUUGAGUAAUUUUUAGUUAUUUUUUUCCCUGAUGGGCUGUAGUAACCACGAGGGCAGGGACUGCAUAUUUUUUUAGUUCAACAGUCAAUCUCCAGAUCUUUGCACAGUUUCUAAUAUACAGUAGGCACUGAAUCAACAUUUAUUAAAUGAGUGGCAAUUAAAUUUUUAUAUCCUUUAGACCAUGAUAGAAUAACAUAAACUAGAUUUGUCUUUUCUCCUCAAAUACUAGAAAACUGACAUAGAGUACAUGCAACAACAGUUUUCAGACAUUGGACAACAGAUAGCACUGGAUAGAGAUUCCCACAGAAAGGAAACCAAUCACAUAAGCACUUCCAUGGCCCUGGCUCAUUCCUCUAUGGGGAAAGGGAACCCAAACAACCUGGUAGUCCUGCUGAGCUUAGGAAAUUUGUGGAGAAACAUUCUAGAAAGGAAGUCGCUAUGGAGAGAGGGGAGAGAGUGAGAGAGUGAGUGCACACACAAGAGGGUAAGCGUGCCCUAGCAGGCAGGCAGCAGCGAUGGCCUGAAUGUUUGCAUCUCCCCAGAAUACAUGCAUUGCAGUUCUAACCCUCAGGUGAGGGUAGUAGGAGGCAGGGUCUUGGGGAGGUGAUGAAUUCAUGAGGGCAGAACUCUCAGGAUGGGAUUAGUGCCCUUAUAAAAUGGGCCCAAGGAGCUUGUUUAUAACUUCUUCAGUCAACUGAGGACACAGUGAAAAGUGCCAACCAUGAACCAGAGUGAACUCUCUUCGGAUACCCUAUCUACUGGUGCCUUGACUUGGACUUCUUUGCCUCUAGAACUGUGAGAAAUAAAUUUAUGCAGUUUUUCA
Molecule: messenger RNA, 3039 nt
Organism: Marmota monax (woodchuck)
Lineage: Eukaryota; Metazoa; Chordata; Mammalia; Rodentia; Sciuridae
Gene: Chmp4c
Product: charged multivesicular body protein 4C
Exons: 5
Coding region: 16-873 (285 amino acids)
Biological process (GO): vesicle budding from membrane; late endosome to vacuole transport via multivesicular body sorting pathway
Cellular component (GO): cytoplasmic side of plasma membrane; multivesicular body; ESCRT III complex
Source: RefSeq, a predicted model, not a curated record